This is a messenger RNA of Paramormyrops kingsleyae, 2587 nucleotides long. It is a transcript of the gene slc25a1a, whose product is annotated as solute carrier family 25 member 1a. Gene Ontology annotation, cellular component: mitochondrion. Gene Ontology annotation, biological process: mitochondrial citrate transmembrane transport. Gene Ontology annotation, molecular function: citrate secondary active transmembrane transporter activity. NCBI's taxonomy places the organism in Eukaryota, Metazoa, Chordata, Actinopteri, Osteoglossiformes, Mormyridae. The record is from RefSeq and is a predicted model, not a curated record.
GGUCGCCUGGGCUAAUCAAUAGGAAACGCAUCAAAUAUACCAGAACAAACGAGCAUGGGCCGAUGCCCCCAGUUGCAAGACAUCGUUUUCUUAUUUAAUAUUCAUGAGCUUCUGCGGCUGCGGAUGGAACUGUGCUUCGUCAGUCUAUAGCUCGCGCGAUUGGCUCGCGGCUUGGAUUUGUGCCAUUGUUCGCUUAAAACAGCUGCUGCUUGACACAGCUGCUACUAAUAAAUCAUAAUGUCGUCCUUGUGGAAGCCUUUCUCUGUGUCAGAGGGGCCGUGCAGUAGCUUGGAGCCCAGGCGAGGAUGCUCCGAUCCGGCGCGUUUCCGCACGCAGAACCCGAACAAGCGCCUGGGUGCUGAGUUCACGGGGGUGGUGUCUAGGUGUUGUCUGCCGGGUGGGAGCCGUCUGGGUCCCCCUAGGAGGGUGAUUUCGGCCGCGGCGAUCGGAGGAAAAAAGAUAACACACCCAGGGAAGGCGAUUUUGGCAGGUGGUAUUGCAGGUGGCAUUGAGAUCUGCAUAACCUUUCCCACAGAGUAUGUGAAGACGCAACUUCAGCUGGAUGAGCGAGCCAAUCCUCCAAGAUAUAGGGGCAUAGGUGACUGUGUGAGACUAACCGUGCAGGAUCACGGUCUCCGGGGGCUCUAUCGAGGCCUGAGUUCCCUGCUUUAUGGGUCCAUCCCCAAAUCCGCCGUCCGGUUUGGCACAUUCGAGGUGCUCAGCAACCCCCUGCGAGACGCCAAUGGCCGCCUGGACAACACCCGGAGCCUGAUGUGUGGGCUCGGGGCAGGCGUGGCCGAGGCCAUCCUGGUGGUCUGCCCCAUGGAAACUCUCAAGGUGAAGCUCAUUCACGAUCAGUGCUCUCUGCAGCCUCGUUACAGAGGCUUUUUCCAUGGGGUACGAGAGAUCAUCAGGGACCAGGGGGUGCGUGGAACCUACCAGGGCCUGACCGCCACUGUGCUGAAACAGGGUUCCAACCAGGCUAUUCGAUUCUACGUGAUGACCUCACUCCGGAACUGGUACAAAGGCGAUGAUCCCCGGCGUGAGAUGCACCCAGUGGUGACGGCGGCAUUUGGGGCACUGGCGGGGGCUGCGAGUGUUUUUGGGAACACACCUCUUGAUGUGGUGAAGACAAGGAUGCAGGGAUUGGAGGCUCACCGCUACCGUAACACCGUUGACUGUGCCUUUCAGAUCCUGCGCAACGAAGGUCCACAAGCGUUCUACAAGGGCACAGUCCCACGACUGGGCCGAGUGUGCCUGGACGUGGCCAUUGUCUUCGUCAUCUACGAGGAAGUCGUCAAGAUGCUCAACGACGUCUGGAAAACGGACUGAAGGAUGCGGAGACAGAGGGAUGGAGUAGAUGUAGAAAUGCAGGCCACACUCACAAGCUUCUAACGCACAAGAUGAUUUUUUUUUUCUACUGUUCAACAAAGGGAUGUAAUUCUAUGUUAUGACACAUUUUAGGAGUUUUUUUUUUUUGUGGAAAACUGGUAUUUUGAUCUGUUCACUGUUGAUUGGUCGGGCUUUGGUCCAAUGCAGACGACAUGUCAAAGGGUGUGAAUACCAGCAGUGCAUUGCACUUUUUCUGCCUUGCUGUAGGAUAGCUGUUUAACAAGGUUGCCGGUCAUAGUAGCACGAGCCAGUUUGACACUAAUUAGUGUACAGACUUGUAUUCUUACCUUAGAGCUGAGUCAUUUCGCUUUAUGUUGGGAAUAGGAUUAUGGGAAUGGCCUUUCACCAAGUUUAUUUUUGAAUUAUCGAUUCAUAAUCACCCUAAAGUUUUAAUAUUCUCUCUUGGUUCUCGUGGCCUGAGGUGUAUGAACAUCUUUGUACAUGAGCACUUAAUCACAAGGAGAAAUUGAACUAAUUUCACUAAUUGAACUAAAUUAGCCAUUAGCACUGAAUUUAUCAGCUUAGGGAAGGCUGGGAAAAGUGGAGCAGAUCUCAGUCUAGAGGCUAGGAUUUCAUACUGCCGCUACACACAAACCGGUACCUAAACCUGGGCUGGAGAGAGGCAUGUUCAGUAGAGAUGGCUCAGAAUCACUACUGUUCCAAUCCGGCUGCGCACUUAUUUCUGAGAAACCAGGAUUAAACUAUAGCGAUAUGAGCUUGAAUUUAAGUUUGAUUUUUUGUGGCUGACAUACGGUUAGAUCUGUAUUCCCAUUUUCGUACAAAAUUUUGUUUGCUUCAGCUGAUGCCAUUUUGGCACUGUAACAUUUACAUUCCUGCUUAUGGUGCCAUUUUCAUUGGGGGGGGGGGGUUUAAAUGGUGUGUUGAAUUGUGCCCAGUGCUCUUAAUUCCUGAAGUGGGGUAAUAUACCUACUGCACUAGACAUCCAAAGCCUUUGGUGGCCAGCAUUGUCACGCUCAAGGUGAACUCUGGUGCCCUCUACUGGCUCGGCUGUCCAGACGUGCCAAAAGCAGGUACUGUUUUUCUGCGCCUUGUUUCGCGAUGGUUUUUGCUACAAAAUGCCACAAUGUGUCCCAUAACUUGCUUCCGUCUCUCACAUCCCUCCUACAUGUCACCAGUUAAACUUGGUUCUGGGGUGGGAUUUUAGAACAAAAUUAAAUAUUUAUUAAUAAACUGA